AAAAAUGAACUAUGUAAGUACGUAAGAAAGUUCAGUUUAGAAAAGAACAGGAAUCUGUUAUCUCGUCUGCACUUUGGGCUACACGUGACCAAGCGCGCGAUAUGUCAUGGCAUGAUAUCAAAUGACAUGUUUUGCGGACGUUGAACGAAACACGAGGCUUUACCGUUUUUCUGUCCGCCUGCACGUAUACGGUAAAUGAUGCAAAUGACUAGGUUGGAGAUCAACGUUAAGCGUCUCUUAACACGCUGCGAAUUAAUAGCGAAGGAUGAUCCGCAUAAAGACUGGAAGCUCGAGAAGUAUAUACUUUCUCUGGAUGAUAUGAUGGACAAGCUGCAGACUUUACCAAAUAAACCAUCUAAGGAUACCAUGAUGGGUUACAGUAAGCGGAUAGAUUUCCUGAAGGGAGUAAUAAACGCAAUGAAAUUGUCAAACCCAGUGGAGAGAGUGGUUGCCGCGCAAUUACUGUCGAAAAAUUCAGCGUCCACUAACAAUUCUGUCAGUACAAAUAUUACAACGCAGAUACAUCAGAAGACCGUUGCUAAGUACAAUCGGGAAUUACGGGCGGAAUUAUUCCAUAACAACAAAGGUGACUUGCUUACUUUAAUGCAUCAAAUAGGUUUAUUAUGUAGGAUUCUCGAUACUAAACACAAAUAAAAGAAAGAGGGCCUA
Wasmannia auropunctata (little fire ant) is the source of this 669-nucleotide messenger RNA. Its product is annotated as vesicle transport protein USE1-like. Lineage: Eukaryota; Metazoa; Arthropoda; Insecta; Hymenoptera; Formicidae. The coding region runs from base 196 to 654 and encodes 152 amino acids. The transcript has 3 exons. The record is from RefSeq and is a predicted model, not a curated record.